AUGACGAUGGCCCCUUCUGCAAUGAAGACUGACGAGUUGUGUUUGAUCGACAGGUCUGCCCCAGCUGCUGCCGGUGCCCCCGCAGACGGAGCGGCGCCACCUCCCAACCUCACCAGCAACCGCCGCCUGCAACAGACACAGGCUCAGGUGGAUGAGGUGGUGGAUAUCAUGCGUGUAAACGUGGAUAAGGUUCUGGAGCGUGAUCAGAAGCUGUCAGAGCUGGAUGAUCGGGCCGAUGCCCUGCAGGCUGGAGCCUCACAGUUCGAGACCAGCGCUGCAAAACUCAAGAACAAGUACUGGUGGAAGAAUGCCAAGAUGAUGAUUAUCCUGGGGCUGAUAUGUGCGAUUGUCCUCAUCGUCCUCAUCGUCUACUUCAGCACCUAA
Messenger RNA from Salvelinus namaycush (lake trout), 384 nucleotides. Its product is annotated as vesicle-associated membrane protein 2-like. NCBI's taxonomy places the organism in Eukaryota, Metazoa, Chordata, Actinopteri, Salmoniformes, Salmonidae. Bases 1 to 384 code for a protein of 127 amino acids. The transcript is spliced from 5 exons. Gene Ontology annotation, molecular function: SNAP receptor activity; syntaxin-1 binding. The record is from RefSeq and is a predicted model, not a curated record. Gene Ontology annotation, biological process: vesicle-mediated transport; vesicle fusion; SNARE complex assembly. Gene Ontology annotation, cellular component: plasma membrane; SNARE complex.